Molecule: messenger RNA, 1776 nt
Organism: Pseudozyma hubeiensis SY62
Lineage: Eukaryota; Fungi; Basidiomycota; Ustilaginomycetes; Ustilaginales; Ustilaginaceae
Product: repressible alkaline phosphatase
Exons: 1
Coding region: 1-1776 (591 amino acids)
Biological process (GO): dephosphorylation
Cellular component (GO): fungal-type vacuole membrane
Molecular function (GO): alkaline phosphatase activity
Source: RefSeq, a predicted model, not a curated record
AUGCAUCUUCAGGGAAUGUUUGUUCAGCUGGGAGCCAUCAUGCUCCUGGCACUGGCUGCCACCGCUGCGCCCAACAACGGAGGCAAGUCUUCCAACAAGAAGCAGCCCAACGUCAUCCAGCUCAUCUCGGAUGGCUUUGGUCCCGCGUCCGAGACGUUCGCUCGCGAGUACCUGCAGUCGGCCAAGCACCUGGCUUGGAACGUGACCAUGCCUCUGGACAAGCUGCUGGUGGGUGAGGUGCGAACUCGAUCGACCAACUCGUUGGUGACCGACUCGGCUGCUUCGGCCACCGCCUACUCGUGCGGUCUGAAGAGUGUCAACGCCUACAUCGGUGUCGACUCGGACAAGAAGCCGUGCGGUACCGUGCUGGAAGGUGCCAAGGCGAAAGGGUACAACACUGCGCUGGUGACCACCUCUCGCAUCACCCACGCCACGCCCGCUUCGUACUCUGCCCACAUCGAUGACCGUGAUGCUGAGGACGAGAUCGCAAGCCAGCAGAUCGGAAACUACAUGCUGGGACGUCAGGUCGACAUCCUGUGGGGCGGUGGACUGCGUCACUUCCUUCCCAACACGACCAAGCCCGGUAUCCGAACCGACGGACGAAACCUGGUCGAGGAGGCCAAGCAGCGCGGAUUCAACGUGGUCAACAACCGCAGCGACUUCGACGCUCUCCAGGGCGGCAACGCGAUCAAGCUUCCGUCGAUGGCGCUCUUCACCGCGUCUCACAUGGCGUACGAGAUCGACCGAAACGCGACGCAAGAACCCAGCUUGAAGGAGAUGGCACUCACUGCGCUCAACGGACUGCGCAACCAGGACGUGCCCUACUUUAUCAUGAUCGAGGGAGCACGUAUCGACCACGCAGCUCACAACAACGACCCGAUCGGACACAUCCACGACAUCCUCGCGUACAACGAGAUGGUGCAAGCCGUGGUGGAGUGGGUGGACAGCAACGCUGCCAACAACCCGAGCGAGCGCGAGACGGUCAUGUUCUCCGUGGCCGACCACGAGUGUGGUGGAUUGACGUUGGGUCUGCAGAGGGCCGAAGACGAAGAGUCGUACUACGGAUGGUACCCGGAUGUGCUGCUGAACGCGACGCACUCGACCGAGUUUUUGGCGGCUCAGACGGCCAAGUGGGUGGCAGCUGCUAACCGUACCGACGCGGAUAUGCGCACCUACAUCAAGGACGAGGUGGUGUCCAAGGGUCUCGGUAUCAAGGACGUCCAGGAUGGAGAGAUCCAACGCGCCGUCGACCUUGCCAAGCUCAAGAACCAGAUCCCCUACACGGUGUGGUUGUCGUCGAUCGUCAACUGGCGUGCUCACCUCGGCUGGUCCACCACCGGUCACUCUGGCGUCUCUGUCGGGCUCUACUACCACGAAGCCGCUCCUCAGAAGAAGGGAACGCCCAGAUACCAGCGCUACGAGAAGCGACGUGCCUCGGUGAUCGGUUCGCACGAAAACACGUGGAUCGGCCAGUGGAUCGCCGAGUACCUCUCGCUGGACCUCACCUCGAUCACCAAGACGCUCAACAACGGAAGCGACUACAGCUGGUACAACAACUGGGGCGACAAGCUCAACAGUUUCACCGACAACUUGGAGCACUACCACGGAGGUCUCGCCCGAGUGAUCCCGGCGAGGAGUGCGAGCGAGAAGCGGGAUCUGCACAUGGGAGACUCGCACGCGGACAACGAGCCGCUGUUGAGGAGGAUCCACGGUGCCAGGACGGGAGCUACGUUGGAAGAGAGGUCGCAUUCCAUGGCUCGUCGUCAGGAGCUGUAA